Molecule: messenger RNA, 989 nt
Organism: Aspergillus aculeatinus CBS 121060
Lineage: Eukaryota; Fungi; Ascomycota; Eurotiomycetes; Eurotiales; Aspergillaceae
Product: haloacid dehalogenase, type II
Exons: 2
Coding region: 1-744 (247 amino acids)
Molecular function (GO): hydrolase activity, acting on halide bonds, in C-halide compounds
Source: RefSeq, a predicted model, not a curated record
AUGGCAGAAGUGGUCAUCGCCUUCGACAUCUACGGGACCCUACUCUCCCUUGAAACGGCCACGCACGAGCUGGAGCAGCACUUCCGGGGAGACGCCCAGCGCGCGCGCACCGUGGCCCAGACAUGGCGACGCUACCAGCUGGAGUACACCUGGCGGCUGAACAGCAUGGGACGCUAUCUCCCCUUCGACGAAGUCACCCGCAACGCUCUAUUGCACGCGCUCGACGACACCGGAUGCUCCCUGGACGAGCUGGCCAUCGACGGGGUUCUCGCGGCCUACGAUCGCCUCCAACCCUUUCCGGACGUCGAAGAAGCCCUCCGGAAGAUAAGCGCCACCGCGCGGAUCAGGCCGGUGGUGUUCUCCAACGGGACCGUGGACAUGGUCCGCGCCUGUCUCAGCCACGCACCGCCGCAGCUGCAGCAGCUGCAACUACAGAACAUGGAGAUCAUCAGUGUGCAUCCCCUACAACAAUAUAAGCCCGCCCCAGCGGCCUACAGUCAUCUGCGGGAGCAAGUAGCCGGCACGGGCGGCGGCAGCAGCAGCAGCAGCACAGCGACGAUCUGGCUCAUCAGUGCGAAUCCAUUCGAUAUCGCCGGCGCGAGCAGUGCAGGCCUGAACACGAUCUGGGUCGAUCGCGACCAGAACCAGGCGGGGUGGACCGACCGAGCACUGCCUGAGGUCAAGCCUACGGCGACGAUUCGUCGGCUGGCCGAGUGCGUCGACAUAAUUAAAGGCUACCAAUAAAAUGCACGAUGUUUUUUUCUAGUCCCCUUCUUCCUUCUGUGUCAAGCCCAAGCCAGAACCAGAAGGCAAAAAGGCAAUGGAAAAAAAGGUGAGGUGAAUGUCCCGCUGUAGUAAUUUCCAAACGCUCCACGCCAAAGGUAGAGAGAAGAGUCCGGGGUAAGUCAGCAGAGGUUGCUCUGACCUCCCAUUUCCCCUUCAAGAACCCACAGGAAAAGGAUUCUCGAAGUGAAUAGGGAGGAGUGAUC